AUGUUCAUUGUAUAUUCUUUAAUAUGGAGGUGGGUAGCCGAAGGAUAUGCCCAUGAGGAACCAGGAAAAGGAUUAUUUGAGGUUGGAGAGAGAUACUUCAACAUGCUCAUAGAUAGAAGCAUGAUCCUGGCAGUGGAGGAGCCAUAUCACAACAUCAUAUAUGCUUGUCGUGUGCAUGAUUUGGUACUUGAUAUGAUUCAUUUUCUAUCAGAAGACAAAAGUUUUGUUACUGCAUCAAACAGUAACAGGACAUUUCCGCGUACCACUACUCGUAGGUUAGCCAUAAAUAAUGAAGUCAUAGAGCAGGAUGGAUCUGUGGCUAACUCGAGCAUGCAGCAAGUGAGGUCAUAUAAUGCCAUCAUGUGUCAUUUUCGUGUGUUGCCAUUGCUUUCAAACUUUAAAGCUCUACGUGUGUUGGCCUUAGAAGAGUGCACUUUCAUGGGAAGUAAGCAAUUCUCUAUGAAGCCGGAAGAUUAUCCUUAUCAUCUUAAGCAUCUUGGGAGGCUGAUUCACCUGAGGUACCUUGGGAUAUCGUACCAGCUUGAGAGCUUAGAGGUCCCUGAUGAAAUUGGGGACCUAAGGUUUUUGCAGGUACUGGAGUUGGGCAGAAGUGGCAUAAAAAAACUGCCUCAAAGUGUUGGUCGGCUAACACAACUGAAGUGCCUGCACUUUGGUGGUUCUAGCAUGGGGGUGUUGGACUGGACGAAUCUAACAUCUCUGGAAGCGCUACAGUUGCACCAUGUCUCUCCAGAUUUUCUGAAAGGGCUGGGCACGCUGAAGGAGCUGAGAGAGCUGAACUUACACUUUGGAGAGCACAACAAUAUGUUGUUCAAAGAUUUGAUGGGGCGUCUUGUCAAUCUGCAAAAACUUCAAGUCAUAGUGGUUAUUUGCUGGUAUCAAGAGGAUCCUGAGCCAUGGUCUGAUUACGCUGGCUCUGUGGCCCUUGGGCACCUCCGUCAUCUGACAGUGUGUGGCCUGCUUCCUGGCUUGCCAGUGUGGAUUAACUCCUCAUGCCUCCCGAACCUCUGCCACUUGUCUAUGCAACUGAAGGCUAUGGAAUCACAGGAUAUGGAGAUCCUCGGGAGGUUCUCAGAGCUCAUUACUCUAUGCAUUCAUUGCAAGGAUGGCGUUGUUUUUCCUCACACCAUGGAGGGUGCAUUCCCCAAGUUGAGACACUUAGGACUGAGAAAUUCUAACCAACCUAGAUUUGUACGGGGAGUAAUGUCCAGCCUUGAGUGUUUUGAGUUCACUGGCCUGGUACGGGCCAAUGGCUUGGACUUUCAUAGCCUGGCGAUCCGUUCCCAUCUUCCUAGUCUUGAGGAAGUUGAUGCUGAAUUCGAAGGAAAAACUGGCAUGGAUAGCGACGUGCGGCAGGCAACGCUCCGCCACUGGCGGCAGGCACGUGCGUCGUUGAAGCAUGCAGUUGAGAUCCAUCCCAACCAUCCCGCACUCACUAGUCGCGGCAGGCAAAUGGAUGAUUGA
Triticum dicoccoides is the source of this 1482-nucleotide messenger RNA. Its product is annotated as disease resistance protein PIK6-NP-like. The record is from RefSeq and is a predicted model, not a curated record. The transcript has 4 exons. Bases 1 to 1482 code for a protein of 493 amino acids. NCBI's taxonomy places the organism in Eukaryota, Viridiplantae, Streptophyta, Magnoliopsida, Poales, Poaceae. Gene Ontology annotation, biological process: defense response to other organism.